AUUACCAGUGGCAUUAUCCAAUCACAUUUGUGAUGUCUUCCAUGCAUCACUCACUCGCAAAUUCCAAACAGAAAGUCUUAGAAAGGAACAUCAAAGAUAUGUCUCUUUUAACACAUUUGCUUAGUAAUGGUCUCCAAAAUACAAAGUCUUUUGUAAUUCCUUCUACUACUAAUUUAGCAUGUGUAAGAUACGCAUCAAAGAAAUCCAGUGGCAGCACAAGAAUUAAACCUGGUCAUCCAAAACCAAAACAUAGAGGAUGGAAAGUUCAAGAUGGAUGGUAUGUCCAGAAAGGUCAGCUAUUAGCCACACAACUUCGACCCAGGUUUCAUCCAGGACUAUAUGUCGGUAUGGGUAGAAAUGGGACAUUAUAUGCUUUAGAACCUGGAAAAGUAAUGGUCACAUGUGAAAAAAUUAAUCCGAACAACACUCAUUCCUGGGCUCUAAUGAACUAUGCAGGUAGAGAGGAAAGUGUUAUAUAUAAGAAACAUUUUAACGUUAUCCCUCAGAAGCAACAUGACAAAUUUGUGGUAAUAGAAACUGUUUGAAAUGAAAUCUUUUGAUUAAAGUUACACUUAGUUCCAAAUUAAGAGGUGUAAAUAUAUAACAACAUAAAAACAAUAAAAUUCUCAUA
Molecule: messenger RNA, 631 nt
Organism: Megalopta genalis
Lineage: Eukaryota; Metazoa; Arthropoda; Insecta; Hymenoptera; Halictidae
Gene: mRpL27
Product: mitochondrial ribosomal protein L27
Biological process (GO): translation
Cellular component (GO): mitochondrial large ribosomal subunit; ribosome
Molecular function (GO): structural constituent of ribosome
Source: RefSeq, a predicted model, not a curated record